AUGCUCAAGCCUGAGGUCAACUCACCUCCGCCGCAGGUGGAAUAUCUCCAGAGUCACGACGUCCCUGGCUUCCUCCCUCAACGCUCUCAUUACUUGAACUAUUUCAGCUGCAAUUCCCCUCCUGUGAAACCUUCUCCCCCGUUUUUAACCAUGGUCAUCCUCGCAGCUUCAAUAUGCACCCGCGGGGGCAAAGCAGUUCUUUCACGCCAGUUCCGAGAAAUCGCCCGCUCCCGAAUCGAAGCUCUACUCGCGUCUUUCCCAAAGCUUGCGGACUCGGGCACACAGCAUACGACUGUUGAGCAAGACAAUGUCCGCUUUGUCUACCAACCUCUAGACGAGUUAUACAUCGUCCUAAUAACGAAUCGCCAAUCGAACAUCCUGCAAGACAUUGAUAGUCUUCACCUAUUCGCACAAGUCACCACCAGUAUCUGCAAGAGUCUAGAUGAGCGGGAAAUCCUCCGCAAUGCCUUCGAAUUGCUGAGCGCAUAUGACGAAUUGGUGACCCUCGGGUAUAGGGAAAACUUGUCGCUCACCCAGAUCAAGACGUUCCUGGAGAUGGAAAGUCACGAGGAGAGGAUUCAAGAAAUUAUAGAGAGGAACAAAGAACUCGAAGCGAGCGAGGAACGCAAGAGAAAGGCCAAGCAGCUGGAGAUGCAACGCAAAGAGGCUGCUCGCAAUGCGCGAAGCGUGGCUCCUCGAACUCCUUCCUACCCUGUCUAUACUCCUCCCUCGCGCCCGGCCGUGCCGGACACAUACGACAGCUAUGAAGCGGAGAAAAAGAAGACUUUUGCCAAGCCGUUGCCCACCCGCGGAAAAGGAAUGCAGUUGGGUAAGAAGUCAAAGACUACAGACAUAUACGAAAAAGUUCGCGGCGAUUUGGGCCCAGAAGCGGAAGAGGCGAGCCCCCUGGUGACUCCACAAGCAUCAACACCAGUUGUUGACAUGGUUUCUUCUGCUCGUGCUUCACUAUCUACGGACCGGGAACCUAUUCAUAUCACAAUUGCCGAGACUAUUUCGGCUUCGCUCACUCGUGAUGGCGCCCUCAAGUCUUUCGAGGUCAAGGGUGACCUUCAACUUCGCAUCACCGACCCUGCCUUCACCAAGCUCAAACUUGAUCUACUGGCGAACCCUACCCACGGUGCGCAAUUCCGCACACAUCCAAACGUUGACAAGGCUGUGUUCAGCAAUUCCUCCGUCAUCCAGCUCAAGGAUACAUCCAAGAGGUUCCCAGCCAACAAUUCAAUUGGCGUCCUCCGCUGGCGCGUGGCGGGCUCUGGAUCCGACAGCGCCGAUGUCCUUCCAAUCACAUUUACGGUCUGGGUCAACAAGGGCUCAGACUCAACCACAGUGACCGUGGAAUAUGAGCUUACGGGCUCCCAUAGCCUUCGAGAUGUUGUUGUGACAAUCCCUUAUGGCACAACGGAGCCAGCGGUAUCCAGUUUCGACGCGGUUUAUGAGGUCUCGGGAGAUAGUCUCGACUGGAAUAUUGGAAACGUGGACGAGGACAACGCCACGGGCAGCUUCGAGUUCGAAUCUACUGGAGAUGACGAGAAUGAGUUCUUCCCUAUGACAGUGCAAUUCUCAAAACCCAACCCAUUCGUCGAGGUUGACGUGACCGACAUCUCUCUACUAGACGAAGGUGAAAGCACAGGAUUCUCAAAGGACGUCAAGAGCGUCGCCGAAGGCUACCACAUUGAAUAGUCACCGCCUUCGGGUACACCAAGUACUAAUGACGUUCGGACCGCCCUUCCUUUGUAUUCGAUUACUACAAUAAUCUGCGUUUUAUCCUGUUUUACAAGACCUUGAUCGAAUAAUGGUAUCUCAUUUUAAAGUCUAAUCUUCCAAAGUCCUCCAUCAAGAGAGCAGCUGAUUGACUUGUGCUAAUGGCUCCAAUGUCGGGUCUUAUUCUUGCAAAGCUACCUUCAACCUGGCUUGCCUACCUACUUGAGCUUCUGCCAUUGCACGCGAGCAGCAAUAAUGACGUUUACCACGGCGUCCACGUGUCUGGGGCUUUAGGUUUGCGACGUUAAACUCCCGCUGGUGUUCUAGUUUGCAAUGGCCGACUUGAAAAGUCAACAAAGCCUAACGUCCCGGGCCGCGCAUAUCAUUUUGGACAUCACUCCCUCAGCUCUUGCCUUUUUCCUUCUGCUAACAGCGUUCAGUCUUACUUCUCCGUGUUUCCAAGCGAUUUGCCAGGAAUAGGACACAUUCUCUUUCUUCUUCCAUACUCACUUACCCCUAUAUCGACUAUUAUCUAUCAACUUAGCCGCCACGCAGCAGUGUCGAGAGCGUGAACUUUGGUCUUUGCAGGGAUUUUUGAUCUACAGAUGCGUCCUCUGAAUAGAGGUUGGCCUAUCACUAAAUCCUUUGCUUCAUAGUUUAUUCUUGACCCACUUGGUCACUGUGCCGGUGUGCCCAGCAUGGGCUGGCCAGACAGGCCCGGGUCACGGCAACUGCCAUCUCAGCCUCCAUCUCUUCAAGCAACAUCCCAAGAGACACCUCAAGCGUCGCCACAAACGGUAUCUCCAGGUAGCCUGUUCUCCGCUGAAUGCAGGGCUCCACUUUCAAGGUCUUUUACUGGCGAACGAUACUAUUCCUCAGAAACGAACCACCGUUCACAUUGCAGCCGUGCCUGUGACUCGUGCAGGAACAGGAAAAUCAAGUGUAGUGGUGAGUAUAGUGGCUGUGGCAAGUGCAACGCGACCAAUGGGAUCUGCACUUAUUCAGAUGGCAAAAGGGAAAUAAACAAAAGCUUUUCUUACAAGUGCACAGCCGAUCGCGAAGAGAAGUCUCAGUUUAUGGACAGAUGGAAUUAUUCUAUAUGCUCUGGCAACAAUAUAUCCGUGGAAGAGCAAGAUACCCGUGCCUGGCUUGCGGUCUGGACCCCGACAUACAUCCAUGUUGACUUUCGCCCAUAUCAAAACAGGAAAACCUUGGAGCAGAGCACGAAGAGGGACCAACAGCCAAAAAACAAAGUCUCGAUAAAAUGGCUACCCCGAGGACUAUGAUCAAGGGGCCAUCGGAUUCAUUGGUGGUAGUUCAGAGAUCACUUGGUUGCAGCGGCUGAUCAAAGAGCUCGGAAUCUGUGGUGACCUGAAUUCUUCUAAUGCGGCAAGCUAUCAUAUUGAAUACCGAGGGUCGCCAGUUUCCGAUUCAUUGUAUACAACGCACAGGCCGGCAUACAAAGUUGCUUGCCGACUGUUUGACAGAUAUGCUGCGUCAGUCCAUGUCUCCUUUCCAAUUGUCGCUGUCGAACGUUUCCGGCAAGAACUCGAGACGUACUACCAGAUAAUUGGAAGCCCAUUCCAGGAGAUCCUCCCCAAUCCCAGUCGCACCAAUGGCUGGUCAUCUCUUAUCUGAUCCUUGC
Messenger RNA from Aspergillus calidoustus, 3367 nucleotides. The record is from the annotation of a GenBank genome assembly. NCBI's taxonomy places the organism in Eukaryota, Fungi, Ascomycota, Eurotiomycetes, Eurotiales, Aspergillaceae.